AUGCAGUCCGAUCAAGACAUCAACGGCGGAGGCGGAGGCGGCAGCAGCGGUGGCACAUCGAGGGCCUCCAAUGCACCAAAUACGAGUCGCACAUCAGCAAGAACACCAGACCGAGUGCCCAACUCUAAAUUCUUAGCUCCUGUUAGCCGUGGUGUCUAUUCCAUGCUCCGCACUGAGACGGAAAUGGGCAGUCGGCAUCAUGAGACCAGCAUGGUGCCGACAGCCUCCUCAAUAUGCAACACCUCUAGCAUAAACAGCGGGCAGUCUCACGGACAUCCCUCGCCGUCUUCCGUACUGCGAUACCCAACCGCGUCACACCGUCUGCAGUAUGGCACGAACGCUAUGCCCCCAACGAUGCCGAUACUCUCUGGGCCACCGCCACCAGGCACACUGAGAAACCGACACCAAGGCCAGCAACGUUCGCAGUCGAUAGCACAUGCCAUACAGCCUUACAGUGGCUUCUCGAGCAACCCGCCUCUUACAAGUCCGCCCCGCGCUUAUAUCCCGCAAUCCCAGAACUCAUACGCACACGUUGGUUCAUACGAACCAGGCCCCAAGCCAAUGAACCUCAACAGUCGGCUGCUAUCACCUGCCUUGAACAACAGUAUACCUCUGGGUGUACAAGCUUCGCACAGCUCCGAGGGACAGGGGCCGUCAAAUAGUGGCUACUACCAAUCCAGCAUCAGCUCUGCGCGCCCUUAUAGUGAUAGAGAUCGUCAGACCACCCAACAGGGGCAACAGCAUGGUGGUCUUGUUAAUCCGCACAACUUGGGAAAAACAAGGAACAGGCGGCCAUCUCAGUCAUUCUCGUUGGGUUCCGAGGAGAGUCAAAGUCAGAGGGAGUUUCGUUUUCCUCUUCAAGAACGUUCAGGCAAAGAGCAGUCGGAAGGUAUGCGCAGUGAUGCUUCCCAACUCCAUCGUAGUCGCGCGACAAACAUACAUGAUGAUCAACACUUCGAAGUUCCACCUUUUCUAGAAAAUCAUAAACAACGCAUUGCGGUUGAACCUGCUCGUUUCAAGAGGUCUGUUUCUGGUUCCAUGUCUAGCCGUUCGACGAGAUUGCGUGCUGGCUCUGAUGCUCCGUCAUCCGACUUGAAUUUGCCUCGCAGCCCUCAACAUGGCACACCCACCAGAACAUCUCACAAAGAGAGCGGCAUGCAGGUACAAAGGCCCGCUGAUAUGAGCCACGAAAAGAGCAUCGUUUUCGGAAAGAAGGCUCCGGUACGGUACUACGAGUACAGUGAAGAGUUUCAUGGCGAUGGGCACAUUGAGUCAGAUGUCAGGUCUAUUUCUUCCAAUCAUGUAGAUCAUAUCUAUGCUAAACCUGAGGAACAUGGCUCAACUGCAGAACAGGAAGGCCAAUCAAUACCGAUGGUAAUCGCAUCUUCAGAACAAAGAAGCACCUCAGGGCCCGCAGACAUCGCGACAAGUAGAGAAGAUCGGAACGAGACAUGUACGCCGGAGACAGCGAACCUCGAAGCCUCACCAGCUUCGUCUGUAGCCCCGCGGUUUACGAACAACUGGACACAAAAAGAAGCGGGAUUUUCGACAAGAGGCGAUACCAAGAGUUUAACUGAAUGCCUGGACAUGUCAGGGAAUGAUCAGUCUGUUCAGCCGGACAAUCUCCUUAACAAGGAGCAACCUGUACCCAAUGAACAUGUCGUGGAAUCAGUCCAUCCAGCAGAGAGCGGGAACAAUAGCGGUACCGCUUCAUUGCAGACCAGCUUGGGUCUUCAUAUCCAAGAACCGUCAUUGGGUGAACAAUCAUCCAACUCUUUCAAUAUACCAUCGAAACUAUCAGGGCCCUUCGCGCUCGAGCUUCUCAGCGACUAUACGGAACUUAAGUCAGCUUCCAGUAUACCAAUCAACCAAGAGGAAUUCCCACUGAAUCCAGAUUCCCUUUCUUCUCCAGCAAUCCAAGUAGCUGCUGUACCUGGUCCGUCCGAAGUCACAAAUGCAAUCCAAAGAGAAGAGUCUCCCAUGGGACGAAGAUUCAGAUUCCUGAUCCCUCAACAGAUUGACUCGCACUCUGCACUUGUUGGAAACCCAGGCCCUACCGGAUAUCAGCACAACCUUGACACCACAUGUUCUGGAACUCAAUCACCACCACUUGUAUAUCCCCCUCGAGACCACAUUGUUCGCUCCCAGACGACCCAUCACCAAGCAGCUGUUACAAGCGACGCCGAGCCAACUUCGCAUACAGCAUAG
Messenger RNA from Bipolaris zeicola 26-R-13, 2208 nucleotides. RefSeq lists its product as uncharacterized. Bases 1 to 2208 code for a protein of 735 amino acids. Lineage: Eukaryota; Fungi; Ascomycota; Dothideomycetes; Pleosporales; Pleosporaceae. The record is from RefSeq and is a predicted model, not a curated record. The transcript is spliced from 2 exons.